AUGCCAACAGUCUUACUACCCUCCUCGGCCGCAGCAUUUGCGCCGCGGUCCUCGCCCAAUGUGGUCCUGAGUGCCAAGAUCGAGCCCUGGUUGACGGCGACCUUGAAACGAGUUAACCGUGUCAAGAGACCACUGAACAACGUCACACAGCAUACAAGAUGUCUGACGGAGACUCUGUCCUCGCCACAUGCUAUCUGGACUCUGUGCUCCAUGAUGUUUCCGAAAGCGCCAGACUCGGAGCUUCGAAAGGAUGAAAACCCACUUGUGGAAGCGAUCUUCAACUACCAGAUGAUCCACAUCGAAGCAUAUGUUGUGCAUGUCGACAUGGUUUCUCAGAACGAGGUCGCCUUCAAGCUGACCCCGGAGACCAUCGAGGCUCUGGUGGAGUUCCACCAGGACGUCUACUCUGUGGAUGCUGCCACCAGCACGUGGGAAUGGAGCGAGAAGAGACAGCAGCUGAAGAAGCUACAAGAAGAGUUUGUUCAGGCUGCUAACAGAUUCGUCUACCGCACCAAUGUUCAAGCCCUUGAAGGGCUUGAGGAGGACGGUGCAGGUGAAUUGCUCGGGGGUAGGAGUGAUGAGGCCAAAGCGGCGAUCGAGAGCCUCUUUGUCCCGUUGCGUCCUCCACCUCCUCGCGUGGUGGAUGUCCUUCGUUCCACUCCUAUCCUUCCCAGCUCGGUCGGAAUGGACACAUGGUGGCAACCUCCAAUGCAGCAACCCGCGUCCAUGGACGCCUGGAAGGUACUACCAUCCAGCCCAACCACGGCCAGCACAGGGGAUUCUAAUCCGAAUUUGUGGGCCAGUCUCAGUGGUCUCGAUGAGACGCACUAUUCCUCCUCAACGUCAUCUUACAGUCAGCCCUUCACCACCUCGCCAUACGACUCGGACCCGUACUAUAGCGCCGCUGUGACGUCUGCCGCUAUGACUGCUCUUCCACUACCGAGCAUGUUGGUGCAGCCUUGCGGCACUGCCGCGAGUGUGUCGGGGUUUGGCUGGGGCGGUCGAUAUCAGGAUUUUGCGCUGAUGACGAUGUAA
Aspergillus fischeri NRRL 181 is the source of this 1035-nucleotide messenger RNA. RefSeq lists its product as uncharacterized. The record is from RefSeq and is a predicted model, not a curated record. Bases 1 to 1035 code for a protein of 344 amino acids. The transcript has a single exon. Lineage: Eukaryota; Fungi; Ascomycota; Eurotiomycetes; Eurotiales; Aspergillaceae.